Molecule: messenger RNA, 4972 nt
Organism: Aedes aegypti (yellow fever mosquito)
Lineage: Eukaryota; Metazoa; Arthropoda; Insecta; Diptera; Culicidae
Gene: Ice1
Exons: 4
Coding region: 426-4685 (1419 amino acids)
Source: RefSeq, a predicted model, not a curated record
AACUCGCAAUCUGUCAAACCUCCGCGAUUCUCGCGUUUUCAUCCCCCCACUUUGUUCGCUCGUCUAGUUUUUUUUUUACCUUUUGCUAAACCCCGUCGUCGUGUGGAGAAGAAAAAGAGUGCUCCGUCAACGCGUUUUGUGCAUCAGCAAAGCAAGGCUGAGAAAAGGCCAAAACUUUCACGGGCUCACAGCAGAAAAUCGCCGUCACAGGAAGUGUCCAUUUUCGGUCGGUGGUGGUGGAAAAAGUGGUUCGAACAGUGCGUGGAAAAUGGAGUGGACUUUUGCAAACGUUUAGGCAGAAGCAGAAGAAGCAGCAUAACCUUCCGUCGACGACGGAUCUGUCAAAAGCAGCAGGAGUAGGAGGAGGAGAAGCGGAACUUUUUUUUACGGAAGGCACCGAUGCGAAGGAGGAAAGGCGGUGAAGGAUGAGUGCUGAGGAGUUUAUUUAUAGCGUGAUCAACAGUGAUAACGUAGCCCAGCUGGAUCUGAACGUAAUCGCCAACACGCUGGCCAGUGCGGAUUCGCUGAUCCAGCGGAUCAAGGCCCAGCAGGUGGAGAACGAGGGCCUGAAGGAGAAGAUCAGCUCGCUGCGGAGUUCCGCCCUGCAAAUCAAGCAGCUGUACGAGGCGGAAGUGGGCAAGAAUCAGGGCAUCGUCCAACGGGGGGAGGAUUAUGUAAGGAAGGUGCAGGAACUGGAGGGACGGGUUGCCGCGGCCGAGAAUGCCAGGGUCAAUGCCGAACUGCAGGGCAAGGAAACGGUGGCUGAGCUGGAGAGGAAGGCCGAACACUGGAUGGGAAGGUACGAUGGGUUGGCCAUGGAUAUGGUGCGGAAUUGCUGUCUGCUGGCGGACAACGGAUUACUUCCGGCGGAACAGCUGGGGAAGUACCGGGAUUGGAAGUGCCAUGUGCAAGGGAUGGUCCAAGACGGGAAGGAAGUCCCCGAGGAUGUGCUGAGCUGCUUGAGCAAGAAGCGAUCCUCGUCGUCCUUGGCGCGGAAGAAGCGCAAAUCGGAGGCGGAAUGCCGGGAUCAAGGGACGAUGACUGCUGGCCCCUCGUACUGUUCCAUUGGGGUCAAUGCCGUGGAAGAGAAACCUCGCUCAGCCGAUUCUUCAACGAGUACGGAAGGUUUGGAACCAGCUAAAACGCAAUACUCGAUCACGGAUGAUGUCUUCCCGGUAGAACCACAGCCUAAGAAAGUCUUCGCCGACAAGAGCACGAUGUAUUCCAGUUCCACGGUGACCCGUUCCACCUGCACUUCGGCCUUCAUCAAGCGAGUAGACGUGGGGGUAAACUUCCCCGAAGUGGUUCCCAAGUCCAUUAGCGAAAUCCUCCGCGAGUGCGUCAUCGAGCUUCCCUCGCUACUGUCUCCCAUCCUGGACGAGAUUCCGAUCCGGAAAGAAUCAGCCUCCACCCAAACGGAUUCCGCAGACAAACCUCCCCUCGUCACAACCGGUACCAACACCACCUUGCGCAACAUUCGUCGGAAGGUGGAUUACGUGCGGAAAGCGGACGGUCUCCUCGUUAACAACCUCCUGUCCUUCAUCAAGAAAGAGGAAAGCAUUUCCCCUGUGGGUUCCCUCCAGAACCUCCCCGCAGCCGUUUUCCAAAGCGACCCAUCCGAUGUCAACCCGCAACUAACCCACAUCUGGGGUCUACUGGGGGAGACCAUGUUCCGCCUGUUGGGUACCGGACGGAUGUUCGACAGCCAAUGCUAUAGCAUAAUCAACGAAAGGAUAGCCAUGAUCAACAGUCUGAUCGAGUCGGAGAGUCGCCGAGGAACGGCCAUGAUGAGCGAGGUGUUUGCGGCGGCGGCUACGAUGGCGUCGGAUAAAGCGGGUGAAGUUGGCGCGAAGAAGCGUGCUGUUGUUGGGGGGGAACCGGUGGUCAGUCGGGGGAAGAGCAUGGACGAGUACGAGGAGGAUGCCGUGGGAAUGCAUGAGGAAGAUGACUCUAACGGGCCGUGGGAAAGUCAACCACCGCUGCCCGAUGAAGAGGUGGAGCCACAGGAAGAUGAUGUAGUCAGGGAUGAAGAAACUCAGACGGAAGUGAUACCAUCCGGCAGUCAAAUUAGUGUGGCCGUGGUCGAAGGUGCGAUGAAUACGGAGGAAUCUUCAGCGAUGGCUGCGGCAGCAGAUGAUGUGCCUGAAGCGACGUCAUCAGCUUCAGUUUCCAACAAAACCAAAGAACAAGACGAAAGUCCUUCGUCGCCAAAACCCCCACGUGAGUCACCGAUCCCCGAUGAAGUAUCCCCGGAAGCACCAUCUCCCCAAAACGACGAAUCCGUUGACUUUUGUUCUCUCAUGGAAUCCGGCAGUGGCGCCGUCGAAAUCUGUGCGAACAGUUCCGCAACGAAAGACGCUGAUGAACAACUGCCACAGCUGCAGGAUGAAGAACCGGACGAGAUUGCGAACGAGUUGCGCCAGAUGGAGGAAGGCGUUGCGAAGGAGCCGGAGCUGGAUCGACUUCAACCGUGUCUGAUUCGCGUGCGGGACAUAGAACAGGUGGAAACGAAGCACUAUCUGGAUGUGGUCUGUGAGGAGGAAUCCACGCAUACCACGGACGAUGAGAGUGAUCUUCAUAUGACGAUCGUGGAGACGUCUCCAAAUCGGUUGUCCGUCAGCUCUAGUUGUACUUCGAUAGGAAGCAACGGAACGCUGAUUUCGCCCAUCAAGGUCAAAGAGACCAACGAGUUAGUCAAGGACCAGUUCAAAACGCCUACUAGUCCCGCGAUCAGCAAGCGGAAACUCAGGGAGCGCACGGAGGGAGGCCCAUCCAAGCGAGGGAGAUUGUCUCCGACAACGGAAUCUUUGCUGGAGGACGACUGGGAUCACAAGUUCUCCCGGAUAAAGAACUAUUUCACGCUGCCGUCGGGUUUGAAUCCAAUCAAGGAUGGUUCGGGUGGGUCGCGGACUACGCAGGAGUACUUCGAGUUGGACGAACUGUGGGGCGAUGAGGAUGAUGAUGGAGAUGAGGGAGAGGAGAAGAAGGGCGAAUUUGGUAUGCCUUGUGAGCAACUAUUGCAACCACUGCGGCUCGAGACGAGCUCGGCGGUAAACGUGGCGGUUAGCGAUUCUCCUGAAUCUCCCACUGAAGAACCUUCAGCAACAUCCAUCUCAAGUUGGGAUGGAUUCAAAAGGCCUCUCAACGUUGACGUCACCCGGCCUACAGUUCCUCCGUCAACACUCAGCAAUACUCCUGCUUCACCCGAUGCUGCCUCUGCAUUUUUGGACGAUUCUCCAAUGUCGCCAAUAGCUGACGAAGAACCCCGUAGUCCCCGCUGCUUCAGCGAACUAGAGUCCCCCAUGUCUCCGCCUCCCGAAAGCCGAUCAACCAUAUACACGGAACCGGUGGAACCGCGAAACAUUCCUCUGGAAAAUCCGCUAGCGAGCCGGAUACUAACCGAAGCAUCCACUCCAAUGGGAAAGGCCAUUGCCUGCUACAAGAGGGAAAGGCGCGCUGAAGUCCUGAACAAAAUUACUCCGAAUGCGUGUAAGAAGGAGAAGAAGCUGAUCCAAGAGCUGGUCAGUGUGAUAAUGGCUUAUGUGAAGGACGAAUGGACGGCGGAAAAUGUGGACAUCCGAAGUAAAGAGUUGCUCAAUGUUUCAGGAGAUACCAGGGUGAUCGCUCAAGCGAUAGUAGAUUGUAUUAUGUCCCUUACGGAGGAUCUGGUGAUCGAUGUUCAGUGUUCCCCACCUGCUCCUCCAUUACCGAAGGCCACGCAAAAAGUGGUUCUGCUGGCAAAAACGCUUAAUGAGGUGUUGUUCACGCUAGACAGGAUACUCCUUCAAGAAGUGGAUCGCCGGGUGUUCAAUCUCAAGUCGGAUAAAACCGACCUGGCAGCGAUCACUGCACUGACCUAUCUCUACGUAGGAAUAGCCGACUGCAAUCGACUCUACGGUUGCACUGCCAGGAUGUACAUCUACAAGUGUCUCUACUACUUCAACUACAAAGGUCUACCCCUGAUCUAUUACGUACUGAAGGCCUUCCCGCAUGCACUGCCAAAGAAGGCCAGCGCCUUUUUCGAUAAUUCCGAUGCGAUGGUCAGCACCAUCCGCACAGUUCUCAUGAACAUCAACUACAUGGAGAAAAGUACUCACCCCGAAGCUGCCCUGUACAAAAAGUGCGAACUGCAGAAACUACUCAAAUACUUCUACGGCUAUCAGCACGGGUCUCCGACGUAUGCCGAGCUCAUCACCAACCUGAUCGAGAAGAUCAAAGCUAACAAGCUGAAAAAUGUCGACUACUGUCUGAUUCUGGUGGCCAAACGCCAGGGAUACGAGUGGGCCAAGCGGCACAUUGUCCAGAAGCACCUCUACCCCCUACUCAACGACUACCUCAAGCGGAUCGAAACCGUUCAGGGGACGCACGACGAUCAGAUCCGGUGUCUGAUAUUCUGCAUCUCGGCCAUCCUCAAAACCCAGCCCAACUACGAGGACGUGACGGGUGUGAUGCAGAUCUUCGGCAGCAUCAUCCAGCGGACGGACGGCAACCAAAGGCUGCAGGAAGCGGCCGUCGCUGGGUUGAUGCGGUUUACCCGGUUCGAUUACGCCGACAUCUACGAGUGGUUGUGCAAGUGGCGCCCCUCGUAUGAGGUUAGCGGCCGAAUCAAGCUAAUGCUGGCCACGUUCGUCCACCGGAAGGACGAACGCUUCUGGAAGCAACUCGGCCAGCGGAAGUUCGUGUAGUCUCUGUGAUCUGGUGGGAAUUGUUGUAAAAAACCGGUUAUUUAUUUUCGAAGGCCGAACUCCUUCUCGCUUCGUAGUAAUAAUAGUAAGCUUAGUAGUUUUCCGUUGUUUCUUUAGAUGUAAGCGAAUCAAGAGUUAGGUUUAAGUAGAUUGCGUGAUCCUCUAUUUUCAAAGAAUGUGGAAUGUUUGGAAGCAAUCGGGCGAAUUACGGGUGCUUUGCGUUGAACUGUACAUAGCUGCAAAGCACUCAAAUCGCUGCAAAUAAAACUAAACUGAAAAUUUAAAAA